GUGGGGAGGCAGUAGCAGUUCUGUCUCAAAGAGAGAGAGCAGACAGAUAGAACAAGGUAUUAUGCAGCUAGUACUAUAUUAUCCAGAUAUACACUAGGUAUGCAAGAGGACAGCCAUACUAGAAGGAUAACCCUAAGACAUUAUUCAGCUAGUACAGUAGGACACAUUAUACUAAAGAGAGGAGUGUACUGUUGAUUCUAUAGAAGAACUGACUAUACAGGACAAAGGAGACUGUUGAUUGUAGACAGAUAUGCAGCUUGUUUCAGUGAUGUAACUACUAGCUCACUAUCAUCCAACCCUCUCAGUCUACUGACUAAAGAGGAGAGAAGAGGAUAGCAAGACAGGAGAGGAGAAAGACUAGAAGGCAGGUUAAAGAGGACUUCUGGCGCAGCAGGUUGGUGGUGUGUGUGUGGUUGGUGGUGUGUGUGUACCAUGGCAGGGGCUCAGCCAGGGACACAUGCUCUGAAGCUCAAACCGCUGACCGUCCCCGACACUCUGAAGAAUGGCAGCCGCUUCAUGAAAUGGGACGAUGAUCUCUCGACAGUGACUCCUAUCACCCUGACUGUGGAUCCACACGGAUACUUUCUUCACUGGACUGAUCAGAACAAGGAGACAGAGUUUCUAGACAUCACCCAUAUAAAGGAUGCCAGAACAGGGAAGAGCACCAAAACACCAAAGGAGGCGAAGCUGCGUGAGCUGCUUGAUGUGGGGAACCUGGUCGGUCGUAUAGAGAACCGUCUGUUGACCGUAGUCACAGGACCGGACAUGGUCAACGUCACAUACCUCAACUUCAUGGCCCUGCAAGAGGAAGAGGCCACGGAGUGGGCUGAGGAGCUGUUCUCUUUGGCAUCCAACCUGCUGAGUCACAACAUGAACAGAGAAACCAGUCUGGAAAAAGCGUACGUCAGACUAACCUUGCAGCCAAACUCAGAGGGGCAGAUCCCAGUGAAGAACAUCGUCCGCAUGUUCUCAGCAGACAAAAAGAGAGUGGAGACGGCCUUGGAACACUGCAACUUACCCUUUGGACGAAGCAACUCUAUUCCCCUUGAGGACUUCACCCCUGACGUUUACAGAUCUUUCCUCUCCCACCUAUGUCCUCGGCCAGAACUCAGCUCAGUCUUCUCUCAGCAGGGUGCUAAGGGUGCUUACCUGUCUGUGGAUCAGAUGACAGAGUUUAUUAACGAGAGGCAGAGAGAUCCUCGUCUGAAUGAGAUUCUGUAUCCUCCUCUCAGACCCUCUCAGACACAGUCCCUGAUGGAGAAAUAUGAACUCAUCCAGAGCCUGCUUAAACAAGGGCUGAUCACAUUGGAGGGGUUCAGCAGAUACCUGGUGUCUGAUGAGAAUGGAGUCAUUCCGCCUGAGAAGUUAGACCAGUCUGAAGACAUGACCUUCCCUCUGUCUCACUACUUCAUCAACUCCUCACACAACACCUACCUCACAGCGGGGCAGCUGGCAGGAAGUUCAUCAGUGGAGAUGUACCGUCAGGUGAUGUUGGCAGGCUGUCGCUGUGUGGAGUUGGACUGUUGGAAAGGACGGACCACAGAGGAGGAACCAGUCAUCACGCACGGCUUCACCAUGACCUCAGAGAUCUGCUUUAAGGAGGUGAUUGAGGCCAUUGCUGAGUGUGCUUUUAAAACCUCUCCUUUUCCUGUCAUCCUGUCCUUUGAAAACCAUGUGGACUCGCCAAAGCAACAAGCCAAGAUGGCAGAAUACUGUAGGUCAAUUUUUGGAGAUGCACUACUGAUAGACCCACUGGAGAAAUAUCCUCUGGAGUCUGGGGUACCCUUGCCAAGUCCUCAGGAGCUGAUGGGUAAGAUCCUCAUCAAGAACAAGAAAUCCCACAAGCCCUCGGCUGCCCAUGGCAACAAGCAACUGGCAGAGCAUCCAGCCAACCAGAGCGCAGCAGAGGAACAGGCAACAGAUGAACCCUCGUCUCCUAACAACAUCACAGCCGGUGAAAUAGAGGCUGAAGACGAUGACGAUGAUGAUGACGAUGACUGUAAGAAGACGUCAGAUGAAGGGACAGCAGAGGAACGGGAGGCCGUAGCUACAGAGGAGAUGUCCACUCUAGUCAACUACGUCCAGCCCACCAAGUUCAACUCCUUCGAGGCUUCCAAAAAGGUUAAUCGUAGCUAUCAAAUGUCAUCAUUUGUGGAGACUAAAGCUCUGGAGCACCUCACCAAGUCGCCCGUGGAGUUUGUGGAAUAUAACAAGCAGCAGUUGAGUCGUAUCUACCCUAAAGGCACGAGGGUGGACUCCUCCAACUACAUGCCACAACUCUUCUGGAAUGCUGGCUGCCAGCUGGUGGCACUCAACUUCCAAACUAUAGACCUGUCUAUGCAGUUGAACCUGGGCAUGUAUGAGUACAAUGGAAAGAGCGGCUACAGACUGAAACCAGAGUUCAUGAGAAGACCAGACAAACACUUUGACCCGUUCGCUGAGAGCACCGUGGACGGCAUAGUGGCCAACACUGUCAAGGUCAAGAUAAUCUCAGGCCAGUUUCUGAGCGACAAGAAGGUAGGUGUGUACAUAGAGCUGGACAUGUUUGGUCUUCCUGUGGACACCAGGAGAAAAGCCCUGAAGACUAAGACGUCCCAGAGCAACGCUAUCAACCCAGUCUGGGAUGAAGAGCCAAUUAUCUUCAAGAAGGUGGUUCUCCCCACGUUGGCCUCUCUGAGAAUCGCUGCAUUUGAGGAAGGAGGAAAGUUCAUAGGUCACCGUAUUAUCCCUGUGCCAGCCAUACGGCCCGGUUAUCGCUACAUCGGACUGAGGAAUGAGAAGAACCAGUCUCUGAUUCUGCCUGCUGUGUUUGUCUACAUUGAAGUGAAGGACUAUGUCCCAGACACCUUUGCAGAUGUAAUCGAGGCGCUGUCUAACCCCAUCCGGUAUGUGAAUCUCUUGGAGCAGCGGUCCCAACAGCUGGCUGCUCUCACUCUGGAGGAAGGGGAGGAGGAGACCAGUAAAGAGGCUAAUGCUGAUCAACCCGGGCUUGCUGAGCCAAAAGCCAACCUACGAUCUGCUCCUUUGGAGAACGGUCUCAGCCCCAGCCCUGCCGUCACACCCAGAACUCUGACUAAUACACCCCAGUCUGCAACUACAGUUGUUUCAGAACCAACCAAACCAGCAGCGAAGACUGAAGACAUGGUGCAGAGCGUUCUGAUAGAUAUGAAGGCGGCCACACUAGAGGAGCUCAGGCAACACAAGCUGAUAGUGCGGGAGCAGAAGAGACACUACAGGGAGAUGAAGGAUGUGGUGAAGAGACACCAGAAGAAGACUUUGGAGAUGGUGAAGGAACAGACCACCAAGUACAACCAGGCUCAGAACCAACACACACGCAGACACAACGCUCUCCUGAAGACUAAACAACAUGGUAAGACAAGAAGUUUGUCACCUGAAGGGAAGGCUGAACUGAAGCAGUUUGAGGAUGGAGAGGGGCAACUGAGGGAGCUGAGAGAACAACAACAGCAACAGCUACUGGAGUUGAGACAGGAACAAUACUACAGUGAGAAAUACCUCAAACGAGAACACAUCAAACAGAUGAGUGAGAAACUGACUACGGUGACUGAGGAAAGCCAGAACAACCAGAUGAAGAAAUUAAAAGACAUAUGUGACAAAGAAAAGAAAGACCUGAAAAAGAAAAUGGACAAAAGGAGAACAGAGAAAAUCAAAGAAGCUAUGACAAAAGAGAAGCACUUGGUAGAAGAGGGGAAGUUGGAGAUCAACAAAUCAUAUGUGAAUGAAGUGGUACAGAACAUCAAAAGGCUGGAGGAUGCUCAGGCAAAACGCCAAGAGAGACUGGUGGAGCAGCACAAAGACAUCCAGCAGCAAAUUCUUGAUGAGAAACCAAAGCUGCAGGGUGCAGUGGAGGCGGAGUACCAGGAGAAGUUCUGUCUGUUGCCAGGGGAGAUCCAGGACUUCCUGCAGAACAGGAAAGGGGGGGUCAAAGGUCACGUCAUGCCCCGGCCCUCCACCCCCCAUGACAUACUCUCUGAGGAGGAACUAGAGGACCAGAGGAAGUGAGAAAGACAGAAAGCGAGAGGAGAUGGAAAGAGAGCUUUUCUUCUUAAUAAAUGCUGGUUUACUACUGCA
This is a messenger RNA of Oncorhynchus tshawytscha (Chinook salmon), 4089 nucleotides long. RefSeq names its product 1-phosphatidylinositol 4,5-bisphosphate phosphodiesterase beta-1-like. The record is from RefSeq and is a predicted model, not a curated record. The coding region runs from base 433 to 4020 and encodes 1195 amino acids. Gene Ontology annotation, biological process: memory; phosphatidylinositol-mediated signaling; lipid catabolic process. Gene Ontology annotation, cellular component: nuclear speck; cytoplasm. The transcript is spliced from 32 exons. Gene Ontology annotation, molecular function: calcium ion binding; calmodulin binding; phosphatidylinositol-4,5-bisphosphate phospholipase C activity. Lineage: Eukaryota; Metazoa; Chordata; Actinopteri; Salmoniformes; Salmonidae.